AUGGGUCGAUGCGUCGGUUCCCAACAGCAUCCAACAACCGCUUCAGAGGAGUAUAUCGAGGCUGCAACGGUCACCUCCGAGUGUGAUGUAGCGACACCGUUCGAACCCGUCGAAAACCAGACUACACCAGUGGCGAUCGUAACAGGGGCUGGGACCACAGCUGCUCCAGAAAUCCUACCGACCUGCCGGCCUGUUGAGGCCGAUUUCAACGCGUCGUCGACGGCAGUCCGAGUGCUAGGCGUGGACAAUGAGAGACGAUUUACCUCUACCACUUCAGGAGUACGACUUGAUGCGACCGUAUCCAAAACCGAACGAAUUGGUCCAGGACAGGGACCACCAACCGGAAUUGUUCCUUUAGUACACCAGCAGACGGUGGUACCAGUUUCUAUUGAAUCGCAGCGAGACCAUCAGACACGGAAUGAUAAGGGAACCGCCCCGAACGACAAUCAUUUUGCCAUGACGUCACGCGCAGGAGGGCAAGGUAAAACCUCCAUCAAUACAGGUCAACAGCGAAUCAGGGGUCCCGAGAUGUUGAUUGCGUUCCAUUCAAGUCCGUUUUCGGCACCACUACAGUCCGGUCAGUCCAAUCGGGGGUUCGAGCUGGACGUGGACAUCCUUUUCGCCGACUCGGACUCGUACGACUUUGCCCAGGGUAAUCGGUGCGAGUUCCACAUCAAUGCGUCCAGCCCAGACGAGGUUUUGUUCUCACGACGCGGCCGAAUGGGCCAUCUAUUGAGCCCACGCCACACACUGCCACCCAAUACGACGUGCACAUAUUUCUUCCACGGCAUCCCUUCGGAUCUGGUAUGGAUUUCCUUCACGAGCUAUCAUCUCCAGGUAUUGCAGCCGAGCGUGAGCAGCGAUAACGUAACUAUCGGCAAGAGUGAGUCGCCUCUACCGUGGAUAACUCGGCUUCGCAUCUGGGACAGCGCCGGAACAUACGUCCCCAUCAAAACCACCUCACCGUCAUCCAUUACAACGUCGUCGUCGACUGCUGCUCAAACGGCAGCGUCUUCCUCGCUAGCGUACGGUAGCAGUGGUGGUACCACUCCAGUAUUCGCCGGAACCAGUACCACUGCCCUCUAUCAACAGGCGAUGAACCGUUCCGUGGGAACUUACUACGGAACGUUGAAUCAGCACGGCAAAAGCCUCACCAUCAACAUCGACAACGUUUGGAAUCCCGUCGAUCAGUACAUCUACGGACCCACGGUAAACAGCAUUUUCAACCAACCCCAAGUUCCUUCACAUCCGUCACAGCAGCAUCACUCGGGCGCAAGUGCUGCCGGCUUCGGGAUGUCCAACGAGAAGGGACUGGUGUACGGCGGUGCACAACACGAUAAACCAUCCAAGGGAAAGGGAGCCAAGGAUGCGUCACGGCACGGAAAAGACAACGAGGUGUUUAAGGAACAUGGAGGAUCUGGGCGCAAGUCAUCGCGCAGCAACCGCCGGAUGGUGGCCGAGUUUUACGACAAUCAAUCGCCGAAGUUGUGCGAUCACGUUUCACUGGAAACCAAGGGAAGCCGGAUGCGCCCCUGUACGCCGCUGGAGAGUUACGUCAGCACGGGUAGUGACUUGAAAAUCGAGUUCCAUACGAUGACGGGGACUUCGCUGUUUCCGUCUAGCUUCGGAAUCAACUACGAGUUCAUCGACACGGAUCUGGGUGGUGAACCGUAUUUGGGUCACAAAGGUGAAGAAGUUCCUUUGCUGUGUUCGAGAGUGUUUCGCAAGAGAAAAGGAGAGUUUCAAUCGCCACGGAAUGCUUUUCUUCAUGGUCGAGGUGGAGCGAAGAACAUCUCCUGUUUGUACCGAUUCGAAGCUUCCGUAGGAGAAAGGGUUCGCAUCGAGUUGUACAAUGUAUCAUUCGGUGAGUCUGAAUCCUGCAUAACUGAAUCCGACGGCCACACGGGAAGAGCCCGUUGCGCUCCUUCGGAAACCAAUCUGGAUGGUCGAGUAGGCGAGCUACGGAUUUUCGACGUUCCGUACAAGGACGUCAAGAUACCGCUCGGGUGUUUCUGUGACAACACCAGCAGCUCCUACAACUCCCCGCUGACGUUUAUCUCCAACUCUCGCACACUGGAAUUGACUUUUGUGGUGACAAAGUUGAACAUAUCCGAAGACUUCGCCGAUAUCUAUUUCCACGCUUCUUAUGAUUUUAUACGAGUUCCCGAGUGUCGGAAGCGGUUGUUCCUGCGGGGAUCAGGCGGGGAAGAUGAAGUCAGUUAUCCGCUGCGAACGCACGAGGCAAGCUGCGACGGGCUUCCUUGGUAUAUUGAGGCCCAGCAGCAGGAUCGGAGUCUGUUUGUGCGAACGUGGGGAAGUUUAUUGGCGAUUGAACCAGUCCAGGACGAGUUUUCAAAGUGCAACACGCGCAACAGGCUUAUGGUGUACAGUGGGAAACCACUGAAACUCGUGCAGGUUAUCUGUCCAUCUGCUCCGUCCAGUAGAGCAAGUCAGUUGCACAUCUUUUCCGAAGACUGGUUAAGCAGUCAACCAUUCCUCAGUUCAGAUAGGCCUGUCAACUUGGUUCUGGAGCCGAUUCACAAGGAAAGUGGCAGCAUUGCAUUUUCCUGGAUGGAGAUUCAGCAUACGAAGGCAUCGCUGAUACAGCAGUUGGAGCAACAGACCAACACAACAGGCAACGAUACCCUGCUGGAGUUUGGCCUUUUUCCGCGGGAGUCCGAGUGCGAACACCAGUGCCCGGAAAUCAACGCCUGCAUCAGCAGUGAUUUGUGCAUUAUUGAAUCUGAAAUUUUGUUAACGCAGGUCAGCCAAACUGUCCAUCAGGAUUCGACGAAAGCGGACAGGGGAUGUGGCAGCCGACUGAUGGAGCUUCCGGAGGCAUCUUUGCCGCCUUCGGUUGCCUCGCCGCAGCCCCUGUGCGCCUGUUUCAUUUUCUGCGUCCUUGCCAUGGUCAAGAAGCGCCGGAAAUCCAACGAGAAGUUGAAGACGGCACCCAGCUCCCUGAAUGGAACCCUCUCCAAGAAGGACUACAAGAAGGAACCGCUGUUCUUCGAUCCGGACUCCUGA
Messenger RNA from Armigeres subalbatus, 3027 nucleotides. RefSeq lists its product as uncharacterized. Gene Ontology annotation, cellular component: plasma membrane. Lineage: Eukaryota; Metazoa; Arthropoda; Insecta; Diptera; Culicidae. The record is from RefSeq and is a predicted model, not a curated record. The transcript has 9 exons. Bases 1 to 3027 code for a protein of 1008 amino acids.